AUGAAUAUUGUUUGUAGAUUUAGGCCUCUUAAUGAUAGAGAGAAAACUGAGUCAGGGUCUAAGUUAUGUGUCACAUUUGAGGACAGGAACACAUGCUGUGUACAGGGGACAGAUCCAGACACUGGUUAAUUCGGCUAAGUCAGAUAUAAUUUUGACAGAGUAUUUGAUUAUAAUGCGAGAUAGCUUGACAUUUACAAUGAAUCUGUUCUUCCAAUUAUAGAGGGAGUCUUAGAGGGUUUUAACGGAACAGUGUUAGCAUACGGCUAAACAUCAUCAGGAAAAACAUUUACAAUGUAAGGGCCAGAUAUUGAAGACAAAGAACUUCAAGGUAUCAUUCCAAGAAUGGUAAAGACUGUUUUUGGCAAAAUUGAAAAUGCUUCGGAGGAUAUUGAGUUUACUGUUAAAGUAUCAAUGAUAGAAAUUUACAUGGAAAGAGUGAAAGAUUUACUAGAUCCUAUGAAAACAAAUCUCAAAGUACAUGAAGACAAAGUCAAAGGUAUAUACAUCUAAGAUGUGACUGAAACUUACGUUGGUGAUGAAGAUGAAGUAUAUGACAUAAUGAAGGUAGGUAAUGAAAAUAGGGCUAUAGGAGUAACUGAUAUGAAUAAAUAAUCUUCCAGAUCUCAUUCUAUUUUUAUCAUGACUAUCACUUAAACUAAUAAUGCUGAUUUUUCAACUAAAACAGGAAAGUUAUUCUUGGUAGAUUUAGCUGGUUCUGAAAAGAUAUCUAAAACUGGCGCCAAAGGACAGACAUUAGAUGAGGCUAAGACCAUAAAUAAAUCCUUAACCACUCUAGGUAUUGUCAUUAAAUGCCUUACUGAUGGUAAAUCCACUCAUGUGCCUUAUAGAGAUUCAAAGCUCACUCGUAUUUUGUCAGAAUCUCUUGGUGGUAACUCAAAAACCUGCUUGAUCAUUACUUGCUCGCCAUCAAUUUUCAAUGAAUCUGAAACAAUUGGUACUUUGAGAUUUGGUAAGAGAGCGAAAUAAAUUAAAAAUAAACCAAAGAUUAACAAAGAGGUGUCUAUAUAAGAAUUGAAAAUACUCCUUGAUAGAGCUGAAAAAGAUUUGGCAGAAAGAGAGAAAAGAAUAACUUUGCUAGAAAAAAUCAUUAAAUCCUUAGGUGGAUAAAUUCCAGGUAAAUCUGAAAAAGAGGUUAAGGAGCUUGAAGGGAAGCUUAAAGAACUCUAGAAGUAAUAGAAAAUUGAAGAAUAAAAAAAAGCUGAUCAGCUCUUUGAUAUUGAGUAAUAGACAUAGAGAUUCCAAAGUGAGAAAAAUGACAGGGAAGAGAUUGAGAUGCUAAAGCAAAAAUUAUAGCAACAAUAAUAAUAGAUAUAUAAAGAGAGGUAGCAAUUGGAGUAGUAUAGAUAAGAUACAUACAAAGAGAAAUCUGAUUAAUAGUAAUAGAUCAAGUAAUAGAAAGAAUAUGAAGAUAACGAUGAUGACCUAGAGCUGGAUGAGAAUGGUAAUGUGGUAAUAUUUGGUUCUAAUUCUACAGAGACAAAAUAACCGGAACCCAAUAGUGAUGCUUUAGUUUAGGAUAAUGAAGAACUAAAUCCGAUAUUAAUCAAGAAGUCUCCUUAAAAGUAGUUAAGCAUCUUAGUUUCAGCUUUGAAAAGAGAAAGAUACAAUGUCUAUGAGUUAAAUACAAGAAUUAAUGUUUUGAAGAAGGUAUAUCAGCAGAAUGCCUAGAGCAUUAAGUAAUUGAAGGAAAGCAAUCAGGGUAUCAAAUCAUAAAAUGAAAAAUUGGCUCUUUAUAAUGAAAAGCUAGUUGAAUAAGUUGCCUAGAUGCAAUUAAAAUGUGAGUUUCUUGAAGAGUAAAAUAGUCUUAAGGUAAGAGACAUUCAGCGCUUGGAGUUUGAAAAUUAGAGACUCAAGUAAUAGACUCAUGUAAUGAAUAAAGAGUAAGCAGCUUAGCUAGUAGACUAUUAAAAUUAGAUAAGUUUAUAGAAAGAAUAAGAAAUGAAUUAAAAGCUACAAGAACACAUUAAAAAAGAGAGAUCUAACUAUGAAUAAGAAAAGGCAAUAAUUGUUUAAGAAAUAAAGCAAAAUAGAUUGAAGAUUGAAAAAUUAGAGAAAUAGCUAAUAGAAAGCAAAGAGCUGAGAGAUAGACUUGAAGAAAGCUUACCAAAAGAUUAGAUCGAUUUUAAAAACAAGUUUAUUAACUAUGAAAAAAAUUUAGAGUAAUUGACACUAAUGUACCAUCAAAUAGCUUCUCAAAAUAAAAUAUUAUCAAAAGAAAAAGGUGUGCAAAUGAGAAAGCUUGAAAGGAAAGUUGAAUAUAUCAAAGAGCUUGAGUAAAAUCUGUCAAUAACAAGAUAAUAGGUAGCUGAGUUAUUUAACCAGUAGAAGAAAUUAAUUGGCUAUGUCUAGUCUCAUGCAAAGAAUAAAAGCUCAUAAGCUACUCGUAAUAAUGGUGAAAUAUAAGUCUAAAGAUUUGGUGAAGAUGAGGCAGAACAAAAUGCUGAUAAUAACAGGAACAACUUUGACAUAAUGCUAGAAAAGUUUAAUAUGGAAGGCCCUAGUCCAAGAUAAACUUCAAAUCUGUUAAUUCCUGGAAGUCAUAAUCACAAAUCUAAGAUCAUAAAAAGUAUCAGAGGAGGUGGAGGUGGCCAGAAAAAUCAAUUGAAUUAGAGCAUUAGAAUAUCAGGAAACGUUUAAUCUAGUCUGACAAGUAAAAUGCUUGAUGACCUUGACAACUUUAAUGCAAACUAAGAUAAUAAGCCAAUCAUAGAGGAGGGAUAAGAAGAAGAAAAUAAAGCUGAGUGA
This is a messenger RNA of Stylonychia lemnae, 2766 nucleotides long. Lineage: Eukaryota; Ciliophora; Spirotrichea; Sporadotrichida; Oxytrichidae. The record is from the annotation of a GenBank genome assembly.